This is a messenger RNA of Pocillopora verrucosa, 1673 nucleotides long. RefSeq names its product calmodulin. The record is from RefSeq and is a predicted model, not a curated record. Gene Ontology annotation, molecular function: enzyme regulator activity; calcium ion binding. NCBI's taxonomy places the organism in Eukaryota, Metazoa, Cnidaria, Anthozoa, Scleractinia, Pocilloporidae. Gene Ontology annotation, cellular component: myosin II complex.
CGCCACUCGGUAGAUUCUUUGUAUAGAAUUAACACUGAGCAUAUGGCUACAUUUUCAAUUACGAAGGAAGUUUUCAAGCUUUCUGCCGUUUCGCGCUGAGAAGGUUCUGGAUUCAAGAAGAUCAUAAAAGUUUCCCACAGUGUAAAGGCACUGCCUCUCAGAGGUCGUGUUACUGGGACAAAAUCGAUGAUGCUUUUUUAUUCGUUCUUAGUAACAAGUUUUUAAAACUCACCACAACAACUGCCAUGAUGUGUCUGAACGGAGGACAGCCAUACUAUUAAUAAUUAAUCGCUGGAAGAUUAUCGCCUCAGAAGCUUUGAACUAUUUCGUGUAUGACUGAGGUCAAGGAAAAUAUGGUCGAGAAUCAGGCUUCCAGUAAAUUAACCGAAGAGCAAAUAGAAGACUUUAGAAAAGCGUUCCUACUCUUUGACAAAGAUGGCAACGGAAGAAUAACAGCAGACGAACUGAGUGAAGUAAUGAGCUCUUUGGGUCAAAGUCCCACGAAGAAAGAGGUUGAAGCAAUGAUUCAAAAAGCUGACCAAGACGGUGAUGGUUCCAUUGACUUCCUAGAGUUUCUAGAAGUAAUGGCCAACAAGAUGGGUGAGCACACAUUUGAAGACGAUCUCAGGGACGCAUUUCAACUUUUCGACACAGAUUGCAACGGCUACAUUUCCAAACGAGAAUUAACUUUCGUCCUGACGAGCCUAGGGGAACAGAUCACUGAUGCUGCUGUGGAAAAUAUGAUCAAGGAAGUCGACCUGGAUGGAGACGGCAGGGUAAACUACGAAGAAUUCCUACGAAUUAUGAAGAAAUGAAUCAAACAUCUCGAGAACAAUCUGCCAGCCAUUGCAACCUAUCUAAGAGUCAGUUUAAUUUAGCCUCAUUUUAGACCUUCACCUAUUCUAAGUAUGUAAGGGAGGUCUAAUAUUUAGGCGAUGACGUUUUUUUUUUCCCUUCAAGUUGUACAACCAUAGCGUUGGCAAAAGGAAACUGUGCGUAUGAAUGAUAUAAUCAAAUUGGUAGCGAAUGAACGGGUCAAUCCCGUCUUUGACAUUUUUCUCUGAGCAGAGAUGUGUAUCACUUAUAAUGAGUUAAUUAUUUUGUUUCACUUCAAAUACCUCCUAAGUCGUAGUAACUUCACUUCACCUGAGAAUGUAAAUAAGCCGAGCCUUCAAAUUUAUGUAUUAAAGCUUCUUUUUUAGUGUCUCAUCAAAUAAUGCGGAGAGAGGAGAGCCGUGAUCAACCUGGUAACUUACAACUGAGUCAAGAUUUGAUCGCGUUUUGUUUUGUUUUGUUUCAUGUUCAGUUAAAGUAACAGAGCUGAAUUUUGAUCACAAAUAAGUGCAGAAAGUUAAACUUUAACUUGUCAGUAGUAACCAAUAACGAAAUGAUCUUCAUAGGUUAACAGUGAUCAAAGGAACUGCAGAGUACGAAGCUCAUGUUUCGACGGGGUUUGCAAAUAUUACCCCCACCCUAAAUAGCAGUUGUGUGCUACUAACUGAGUCACGAAGUCAGAAGAUGGGAAUAAGGGAAAUUUUAGAGAGCUGUUUGUUCCCACGGGUAUUUUUCGUUAUCAGCUGGUUGCGAAACGGGGCUUCCCCCCUCCCCCAACCAAUAUCCCUCCGUUUUUAAACCCUCUAUCAUAAACCGGACCAAAACGAAAUAACAUUACC